Messenger RNA from Girardinichthys multiradiatus, 2306 nucleotides. Its product is annotated as protein FAM171B-like. NCBI's taxonomy places the organism in Eukaryota, Metazoa, Chordata, Actinopteri, Cyprinodontiformes, Goodeidae. The record is from RefSeq and is a predicted model, not a curated record. The coding region runs from base 115 to 2052 and encodes 645 amino acids. The transcript has 8 exons.
AGUGUAGUUUGGGUUGAACUGAGCGGACAGUGAUCAGCACCAGAUCUUUAACAACCUGUGGAUGAAAAGUGGACCUGGGUGAUCCUGUAAAAACACAGGGCAGCUGAUUCUGUCAUGCGUGGGUUGUGGGAGUGUGUUUUCUGCGCGCUGGUUGUGAGCAGGAACGUGGGGACGAGCGGAGAGUUGACCGAGUCUGAGGGACACCUUCUGCAUGCUGAUGAGAGGAACUUUACAAAGCAGGACUUCAUGGAACAAGAACCCUUUGAGCAGCUGCAGCAGGCCCGGCCAGACGCCACCUUUAACCUGAGGGUCCAGGUGAACGACUUGCUGAGUCGGCAGCCCCUGAGCCAUGCAGCAGUGGAGCUCUUCGUCGUCCAUGUGUUGAACAGCACAGCUUUCAGUGAGGAGGACGGCAGCGUUCUGCUUCAUGUACCUUUCCACUCAGAGCUGCCCAUCACAGUUGUGGCUACCAAGCAAGGCUUCAUGUCUGCACAGCUGCUGUGUAGAACCAGCAGAAUACCGAUCUUUUCAUCAGUAACUAUGUCCUUGAUGAAACUGAAUAAAGGGAACAUCUGGCUCUUUGAAGAUUCAGUUCUGAUCACUGGAAGAACCGCUGUUGCUGCGUCCCGGCCCACAGUCAGGUUUCCUCAGAGGCUCCUGAACCUGACCCACAGCAGGAACAUUACCUCCAUUAGAUCCUACCUGACGGUUCCCAAACUGAGCUCAGAACAGGACGGGUCUCUGAACACUCUGGGGAUCAUGAGCAGCAAAUCAGGAUACGUGAGCGUGGAAUUAAGUCCAGUGGCGGCCGUCAGUGUGCAGCUUUUCUCUGGAGACAUGGAGCUGCAGGUGAACGGGCCGGUCCAGAUAAGCCUCAACGUUCCUGAGAGCUGUAGGCUCCAGGCUGCUGACGUUGUUCCAGCCUGGUUCUUUAACAGGACUACUGGUGGAUGGAUGAGGAAAGGACUCGGAAAGAUGACGCUGGUAGACAGAAAACUGAUGUGGACUUUUACUGCUCCUCACCUCGGCUACUGGAUCGCAGCACCUUUGACCUCCACCAGAGGUUUGGUUGGAUGGCCCAUCCUUGUUGACUUCAUCUCACUACAUUCAUUUUUCCUGAUGGUUCUUGCUGGAGGAACACUUGUUGUUAUCGUCUGUCUCCUGAUUGGACUCUUAUGUUACUGCAGGAUGAAGUUCAGUAAGAAUAAAGCCAGACCGACCUCAGCAGUGGUGAGAAGAGACCAAACCACCUCCACGUGUCAUGAUGAGGAAUCUGAAACAUCUUCGGCUUCACGGCACACUAAUGGACAGAACCAGCUUCACAAUCAGUGCAGUGGGUCCUUUGUCACAAUGAAGAGCAGUGAAGUGAUCGCCAACCCCAGUGCUGUGGUGGUUUCACUGGAGUGUAAGGAGCUGGACUUCAUCGAUGUGACCUCAGAACAAACCCGAGCUCCUGCAUCUCUCCCAGACGACCUGUUCUUCUACAACCAACCUGUGGCGAUCCUUCCCGCUUCAGCAUUUUUCCACAUGGAGGAAGAUCCUGAGCAGGCCGAGUGGAGCAGAUCUGCCACGCUGCCACGAGUCGGAGCUUCGAACGGAACUGCCGUAGAGCCUCAGAAGAAAGAAAGCGUCACCCAGACUCUCCACCCGGAGGACCCCCUCCAAAGGCCUGAGGGCUCUCCAGGGCCAGCCAACACAUCCAGGAUGCCCUUCAGCCUCCCAGAGUCAGCAUCAGUACCAGGAACGUUGAAUAAACUGAGCGGAAACAGACAUUCUGUCCACGCCAUCACAGGUUUAUCUAAAAUCCCCUCCCCUCAGCCUCCUCGGGCCUGGUUCGUCUCCCUCGAGGGAAAACCAGCCGCAGAGAUCCGGUACGCCGUGUCAGAGCAGCAGAGGAGACGGAGGCCCAUGGACAGUCGGGAAACAAGUUUGGACUCCGGGGUGGACCUGAGUGAGCUGAAUCAGAUGACUGGGAGGAGGCCUGUGACUCUGGAGAGAAACGCUACAUUCAUUAAAAGCCCGUCCAGUAACAAACACACACCUGAACAGUAAAAAUGGGGAUUAUUCAGCGACUUCCGAGGUUCAAUUUACAGAUUUAAUGUUCACAGAGGGGUUAACCACCAAGGCGAGAAGCUCGGGUGGCAGAAUGUCUCGGAUCAAACCUCCUUUAAGGCGCCUAACAGCUGAAACAAACUUUCACAUCCAUUAUUUCUACUUCUUACAAACAAGUCAGUCUCUAACUCUUAAUUUUAUUUUCUGAUGUGAUUUGGUGCAAAUAGUCUAUAAAGUAACUAUGUAGAAAACCA